CUUUGACUCCCGUCUACCAUUUGUUGGUGGUAGAUCAGAGAAACAAAAGCAUUUCGAAAUUUACCAAAAUCCACAAGACGGUAUUUUUUCCCGCGCCCAGGAGCAUUAGGAAAGCACUGGAACUUUCCAGGAUCGGCAGGGAAAGCGGGAGAAAGGAGCGCAGAGGUGUACCUGUGAAAGCUACCGAUGUGAAUGAAUAGCCUACUUGACAGCCACGGUGUUUAUUAAAUUAAAGUUAUUAUUGUACUCUACUUGUUCCAUUACCAAGAGGAUAAUGAAGAAAUCGGGAUAUUCAGGUAUUGCGAGGUCCACCAGUGGGAGGCUGAGGAGGACAGACAGUAAGGGGGAGGGCUCCUCGAUCACCAGUCCCACAUUGAAGCGGUCCUUUGAGGUGGAGGAGGCAGACUCGCCCACACAUCCCUUGACCCGUAGGACCACCAACCCCCUCCGCUCGUCCGCCCCCUCCACUCAGCGGAACUUCCACGACGCCGGCUCUCGCAACUCCGACUACUCCUCUAGGACCUCAUCGUUCGAGUCCUCCAACCCCCGCUCCCCCAAGGCCAGUCUGAGGCGCAUGGAGCUGUCUGGGGGCCGGGCCCCUGACACCACCUCGGCUCGCCGGACCGAGAUGUCCAUCGAGGUGUCCUCCAAGCAAGUGGACAGCUCCCCCAGCCAUGGCAUAGCCCGCUUCGGCCUGAGAAGGCCUGAAGUCCAGAGCCUUGGCAGCCGGGCUUCUCCGGACAGCUUCACCUCCAGCUCCGCACAACGACGGGCGGAGAUUAGCCUCUCCCGCCCCCUUGAGCCACCUGCCCCCCCGAGAAGGUUGGAUUCCCAGCCCACCGCCACCUCUAGGAUCCCAGAGCCCUCCCUGAGAAGGGCCGAAUCCACCUCCCCCAGCCUGAGUCCUGUGGAAAUGCCCUAUAGAAAGUCAGAGGUUCCUGUGUUAAGACAGCCUGAGAUGGCAGCCCCAGUCAGAGUGGCAGAGAACAACAGCCAUCCCCCCCCAGUGCCCAGUGCCCCCCUGCCCAGUGCCCCCCUGCCCAGUGCCCCCCUGCCCAGUGCCCCCCUGCCCAGCCUGGUAGAACCUAGAGGACAGGGGACGCUGCCUGCCGUCACAGAGACCCCCAUCGCCAGACCCACAGAGAGGUCUGAGGUCAUACCCAGCUACAGCAGCAGUGCCAUGUCUGAGGUGGCGGUGCCCGAGAUGCCCCCUGCCCUGGUGGGAUGUGGGGACAAGCCUGGCGUGGAUUUCAGCUACGUGGGCAUCGAUGCCAUCCUGGAGCAGAUGAGGAGGAAAGCCAUGAAGCAAGGCUUCGAGCUCAACAUCAUGGUCGUGGGUCAAAGUGGCUUGGGGAAGUCCACCUUGAUGAACACGCUGUUCAAGUCCAAGGUGAGCCGAAAGUCUGUGCUGGCCACGUCCCAGGAGAAGAUCCCCAAGACCAUCGAGAUCAAGUCCAUCAGCCACGACAUAGAAGAGAAGGGGGUGAGAAUGAAGCUGACUGUCAUCGACACACCCGGCUUUGGGGACCAGAUUAAUAACGAGAACUGCUGGCAGCCCAUCAUGAAGUUCAUCAACGACCAGUAUGAGCGCUACCUGCAGGAGGAAAUCAACAUCAACAGGAAGAAGAGGAUCCCAGACUCCAGAGUGCACUGCUGCAUAUACUUCAUCCCACCCACGGGACACUGUUUGAGACCUCUGGAUGUGGAGUUCAUGAGGCGCCUUAGUAAAGUGGUCAACAUAGUUCCUGUCAUUGCCAAGGCAGACACACUCACCCUUGAGGAGAGGGACUUCUUCAAAAAGAAGAUCAGGGAAGAGCUGCGAGCCAACGGGAUCGACGUGUACCCCCAGAAGGAGUUUGACGAGGAUGUAGAGGACAGGAUGAUCAACGAGAAGAUCAGAGAGAUGAUCCCCUUCGCUGUGGUGGGGAGCGACCAGGAGUACCAGGUCAAUGGCAGGAGGCUUCUGGGAAGGAAAACAAAAUGGGGCACCAUAGAAGUUGAGAACAUAGCUCACUGUGAGUUUGCUUACCUGCGAGACCUGCUCAUCAGGAGCCACAUGCAGAACAUCAAGGACAUCACCAGCAGCAUCCACUACGAGGUGUAUCGCGUCCGCCGCCUCAACGAAAACAACACGGCCGCCCAUGGCCACGCCAACGGCGUGCCAGAGCAUCACCUGACCUCCCACGAGAUGUAGGGCCCCGAGAGCCCCUCCCUCCCCGCCCCCUCAUCUCACCAGCCUUCACUUCCUUCUGAGGGGAGCUCCUCCCCCAAAACCACAGCCCAUCGUAGGAACGGGAGGGAGGGAGGAAUGCUCACGACAAGCAAAAAGCAGACACGUGGACUGUCGAUGCCCAUGUGCACACUUCCACCAAGAGUUCCACAGAGAGAACAGGUCUUAGAUGGUCACCAAGAACUACAAAUCCCUAGGUUCCUUUGCCCUCCAGUCUACCUGUGUUUCCAGUUGUUCCCUGUCCUUUAUGUCAAUUUUGGGCAGGACGUGUCAGUUUUGACGGCAAACCGUCUGAUGUCAAACCGUCUGAUGCACUUAACAGUGAUGGUUGUAUGUUAGAAUAGUUCAGUAAUACUCUCAAACUCAUUGUUAAUGUACUAGCCAGACCCAACACCACUUACCCACGCCAUACAUUUUGUCAGUUUGACCUUCCCUGUGUGACGCACGUGCUUUACAAGUAUUUACAAGUCUCACUUUCAUUAGUUAGCCAACAGAUGCUUUUGGACAAUGGAGACACAGACACACAGCAAUGUUCCAGUCAGAUGAGGGGGUGUGGUGUGGGGUUGGGGGGGGGGGGUUAUAGGUGGGUGGGGUUUAGUGACACUUCUCUGGGAUGACUUUCACACCAGCGAUGAGCCUAAACUGGACGUCGGGCUGACCACACGCAGUCAUAAAAGUCCCCUGUCCUAGUGGUUAUUGUCAUUUUUAUACCGCAGUUUCUUUGUUAUGAGUGAUGUCAGUUGUAUGGAUUUCACAUGCCUGCCCCACAGUGCCUUUUAAAUUCCAAAUAAUAAAUAUGUGUAAUAAUAGAGAUGCAUUUAAAGAAGGGUUAAAAAUGCCCCACCCAAAAAUUGUAUUUAUGCACAGUCGAAUGACAGUAUGCCAGUCUGUACUAAGUGUGCGUACACCCUCACCCACACACACACACACAUCUAGUUAUUCUAAUAACGAUUGUACCCGUGUGCCUUGACCUUCAGUUUUGGCCUAUUUAUUGGAGACUGUCCCUAAGUGGGUUUUUAAAAACUGGAAGGAAGUCCAAGCAUAUUGUAGAGGAUGGUUCUUAGUCUCAUUAUUGUGCACCCAGAGACAUAAUUCCCCACUUGUACUUUGUUCUCAUGACUUGGAUAUACAUCUCUUUCAGUGAUAUUUCUGUUCUUUUAAACAAUUUUAUGAUAUUCAGACUUCAAAUCUCACCACACUCUGUCUUGUGUAUUCAUUGUGUUCAGAUUAAUUUUUUUAUCGGUAUUGAUAACAGAAUUGCCUUUGAUAUCAUGUUAUUUUAAAGAAAUAAAGAUUAGUUGUAAAUA
Molecule: messenger RNA, 3537 nt
Organism: Hypomesus transpacificus
Lineage: Eukaryota; Metazoa; Chordata; Actinopteri; Osmeriformes; Osmeridae
Product: neuronal-specific septin-3-like
Biological process (GO): cytoskeleton-dependent cytokinesis
Cellular component (GO): cell division site; microtubule cytoskeleton; septin ring
Molecular function (GO): molecular adaptor activity; GTP binding; GTPase activity
Source: RefSeq, a predicted model, not a curated record